AGCGGGCGGGGCGGGACAGAAGGCGGAAGAAUUGAAAUCAGCUGACCAGGUCUCGUGACAGCCUGGGCGGUGGCGACGCAGGCGUAUUGGAGCGCGGUUGCUGAAAGCCUGAGCGAAGAUGGCGGCCUCCAGAGUGAGCCUCUGAGAGGCAGAGGGAGGAGGCGGAGGGGGCGGGGAGGCCGCGCCGCCGCGGCUCCAGGAACCCGCGGCAGCGGAGCGACAGGGCCCCGACUGGGGAAAGGGGAAGUGGUGAGGGGGAGGAGGCCUGAGGGCGCCUCAUUUCACUCCGGACGCAGAGCCGGCGGCGGGAGGAGCCCGGGCUGGAGCCUCUCCAGCCUCCCGCGAAGGUUUCAGCACAAAAUGAACAUAAUUAGGGAAAACAAGGAUUUGGCAUGUUUCUACACCACAAAACAUUCAUGGAGGGGAAAGUAUAAGCGUGUCUUUUCAGUUGGAACCCAUGCGAUUACUACAUAUAAUCCCAAUACCUUAGAAGUAACAAAUCAGUGGCCUUAUGGAGACAUUUGCAGCAUCAGUCCCGUUGGAAAAGGACAAGGAACAGAAUUCAACCUCACAUUUCGUAAAGGCAGUGGGAAAAAAUCAGAAACUUUAAAAUUUUCUACAGAGCACAGAACAGAACUUCUUACAGAAGCAUUGAGAUUUAGAACUGAUUUUUCAGAAGGAAAAAUCACAGGAAGGAGAUAUAACUGCUAUAAGCAUCACUGGAGUGAUACAAGAAAACCUGUCAUUUUAGAAGUAACCCCUGGAGGCUUUGACCAAAUUAAUCCUGCAACCAACAAAGUCCUCUGUUCCUAUGACUAUAGAAAUAUUGAAGGCUUUGUAGAUCUCUCUGAUUAUCAAGGAGGGUUUUGUAUACUUUACGGAGGAUUUAGUAGAUUGCAUUUAUUUGCAUCAGAGCAAAGAGAAGAAAUUAUCAAAAGUGCAAUAGAUCACGCUGGUAACUACAUAGGCAUUUCACUGCGCAUCAGAAAAGAACCUUUAGAAUUUGAGCAAUAUUUGAAUCUUCGCUUUGGAAAAUACAGCACUGAUGAAUCCAUCACAUCUUUAGCAGAGUUUAUAGUCCAAAAAAUAUCACCUAGACACUCGGAACCCGUAAAACGAGUUCUAGCACUAACAGAAACAUGUUUAGUAGAACGUGAUCCAGCAACCUAUAAUAUUGCGACUUUGAAGCCUUUGGGAGAAGUAUUUGCAUUGGUUUGUGACUCAGAAAAUCCACAACUUUUUACCAUUGAAUUUAUAAAAGGGCAAAUACGGAAAUAUUCUUCAACAGAAAGAAAUAAUGCUCUGAUAUUGCUAUUAUGUGCUUGGUUUUUUUUGUUCCACAGGUUUCGGGAGCGUCUAGGAGUGAAGGUAGUAAAGGCACUCAAGAGGAGCAACAAUGGAGUAAUCCAUGCAGCUGUUGAUAUGCUCUGUGCCCUCAUGUGUCCCAUGCAUGAUGACUAUGACUUAAGACAGGAACAGCUGAACAAAGCUUCUCUUCUCUCAUCAAAGAAGUUUCUGGAAAACUUACUGGAAAAAUUUAAUUCCCAUGUGGAACAUGGGACUGGUGCCCUAGUUAUUAGUUCACUCUUGGACUUCCUUACUUUUGCCCUCUGUGCUCCAUAUAGUGAGACAACAGAAGGACAGCAGUUUGAUAUGCUCUUAGAGAUGGUAGCGUCCAAUGGAAGAACCCUCUUUAAGCUCUUUCAGCAUCCUUCCAUGGCAAUUAUAAAGGGAGCUGGAUUGGUUAUGAAGGCAAUAAUAGAGGAAGGUGACAAAGAAAUUGCUACAAAAAUGCAGGAGCUUGCCCUAAGUGAAGGUGCCUUACCUCGACACUUGCAUACUGCGAUGUUUACAAUAAGCUCAGAUCAAAGGAUGCUUACAAAUAGACAGCUAAGUAGACAUUUAGUGGGACUCUGGACAGCUGAUAAUGCAACUGCGACAAACUUGUUGAAACGCAUUUUGCCGCCAGGCUUGCUGGCGUACUUGGACAGCUCAGAUCCAGUUCCUGAGAAGGAUGCUGAUCGGAUGCAUGUUAGAGAUAAUGUGAAAAUAGCAAUGGAUCAGUAUGGAAAAUUUAAUAAAGUUCCAGAGUGGCAAAGACUAGCCGGAAAAGCUGCUAAGGAAGUUGAAAAAUUUGCCAAAGAAAAAGUAGAUCUUGUGUUGAUGCACUGGAGGGAUAGAAUGGGCAUCGCACAAAAGGAGGACAGAAACAAUAUGAAUAUAAAUCAAAAGCCAGUGGUUCUUCGAAAAAGAAGACAAAGAAUAAAAAUAGAAGCAAAUUGGGAUCUCUUCUAUUAUAGAUUUGGUCAGGAUCAUGCCAAGUCAAACCUAAUUUGGAAUUUCAAGACACGAGAAGAACUGAGGGAUAGUCUUGAAUCUGAAAUGAGAGCAUUUAAUAUUGAUAGAGAGCUUGGUAGUGCUAAUGUGAUCUCCUGGAACCACCAUGAAUUUGAGGUUAAAUAUGAGUGCCUGGCAGAGGAAAUCAAAAUAGGAGACUAUUACCUGAGAUUACUAUUGGAGGAAGAUGAGAAUGAAGAAAGUGGAUCAAUUAAAAGAUCGUAUGAAUUUUUCAACGAGCUCUAUCAUCGUUUCCUGCUCACCCCAAAAGUAAACAUGAAGUGUUUAUGUUUACAAGCUCUUGCUAUUGUUUAUGGCAGAUGUCAUGAAGAAAUAGGACCUUUUACAGAUACAAGAUAUAUCAUUGGAAUGUUAGAGAGGUGCACAGAUAAACUUGAACGAGAUCGGUUGAUCCUCUUCCUUAACAAGUUGAUCCUUAAUAAGAGAAAUGUUAAGGAUCUCAUGGAUUCAAAUGGAAUUAGAAUCCUUGUGGACUUGCUUACCCUUGCACAUCUCCAUGUAAGCCGAGCUACAGUACCACUGCAGAGCAAUGUAAUCGAAGCUGCUCCAGAUAUGAAAAGAGAGAGUGAAAAGGAAUGGUACUUUGGCAAUGCAGACAAAGAAAGGAGUGGCCCAUAUGGAUUUCAUGAGAUGCAAGAAUUGUGGACCAAAGGAAUGUUAAAUGCAAAAACCAGAUGCUGGGCUCAAGGCAUGGAUGGAUGGCGACCACUUCAGGCAAUACCUCAGCUUAAGUGGUGUCUGUUAGCCAGUGGACAGGCUGUACUAAAUGAAACUGACCUUGCUACCCUUAUAUUGAACAUGUUGAUCACAAUGUGUGGAUAUUUUCCAAGCAGGGAUCAAGAUAAUGCCAUCAUUCGGCCUUUACCUAGAGUGAAAAGACUGCUGUCAGACAGCGCUUGCCUUCCCCAUAUUAUUCAGCUACUGCUGACCUUUGACCCUAUCCUUGUUGAGAAGGUUGCGAUUUUGUUAUACCAUAUCAUGCAAGAUAACCCACAGUUACCUCGUCUUUAUCUUAGUGGAGUAUUUUUCUUUAUCAUGAUGUAUACUGGUUCCAAUGUGCUUCCUGUUGCUCGAUUUUUGAAGUAUACGCAUACUAAACAGGCUUUCAAGUCAGAGGAGACAAAAGGACAAGAUAUUUUUCAGAGAAGUAUACUUGGGCACAUCCUUCCAGAAGCAAUGGUUUGUUACUUAGAAAAUUAUGAGCCUGAAAAGUUUUCCGAGAUUUUUCUAGGAGAAUUUGAUACUCCAGAAGCAAUCUGGAGCAGUGAAAUGAGGCGCCUCAUGAUAGAGAAGAUUGCUGCCCAUCUUGCUGAUUUCACACCACGUCUUCAGAGUAACACAAGAGCACUUUAUCAGUAUUGUCCCAUCCCGGUAAUCAACUAUCCACAACUAGAAAAUGAACUAUUUUGUAAUAUUUAUUACCUCAAACAACUUUGUGAUACAGUCCGGUUUCCUGAUUGGCCCAUUAAAGAUCCAGUUAAGCUUCUAAAAGAUACACUUGAUGCCUGGAAGAAGGAAGUGGAAAAGAAGCCACCUACAAUGUCAAUAGACGAUGCUUACGAAGUGCUUAAUCUUCCUCAAGGACAGGGGCCGCAUGAUGAGAGCAAGAUUAGAAAAGCUUACUUCAGACUUGCACAAAAGUACCACCCUGAUAAGAAUCCAGAAGGGAGGGAUAUGUUUGAAAAAGUAAAUAAAGCGUAUGAAUUUUUAUGUACCAAAUCAGCAAAAAUAGUGGAUGGACCAGAUCCAGAGAAUAUAAUUUUAAUUUUGAAAACGCAGAGCAUCCUCUUCAACCGUCAUAAAGAAGAUUUACAGCCUUAUAAAUAUGCAGGAUACCCCAUGCUAAUUAGGACUAUAACAAUGGAAACUUCAGAUGACCUCCUUUUCUCAAAAGAAUCACCGUUGUUGCCUGCUGCUACAGAGCUGGCUUUCCAUACUGUCAACUGCUCAGCCCUCAAUGCUGAAGAGCUAAGAAGGGAGAAUGGAAUUGAGGUGUUACAGGAGGCAUUUAGUCGCUGUGUGGCUGUUUUGAAUUGUUCUAGUAAACCAAGUGACAUGUCAGUACAGGUGUGUGGACACAUAAGCAAAUGCUAUAGUGUGGCUGCUCAGUUUGAAGAAUGCCGAGAGAAGAUCACAGAAAUGCCUGGCAUCAUCAAGGAUCUCUGUCGGGUGCUAUAUUUUGGCAAGAGUAUUCCGCGGGUUGCUGCUCUUGGAGUUGAAUGUGUCAGUUCUUUUGCUGUGGAUUUCUGGCUACAGACACACCUAUUUCAAGCUGGGAUUUUGUGGCAUCUGCUUGGUUAUCUGUUUAAUUAUGACUACACACUAGAAGAGAGUGGCAUUCAGAAAAGCGAGGAAACAAACCAGCAGGAAGUAGCCAACAGCCUUGCUAAACUGAGUGUCCGUGCUCUAAGUCGCCUUGGAGGGUAUCUGCCUGAAGAACAGGCAACCCCAGAAAAUCCAACCAUAAGAAAAAGUUUAGCUGGCAUGCUGACACCCUAUGUUGCUAGAAAACUUGCUGUGGUUAGUGCUACGGAGAUUCUGAAGAUGCUCAAUAGCAACACUGAGAGCCCCUAUUUGAUAUGGAACAAUUCUACAAGAGCAGAACUGCUUGAGUUCCUUGAAUUCCAACAAGAGAACAUGAUUAAAAAAGGUGAUUGUGACAAAACUUAUGGAUCAGAAUUUGUCUAUAGUGAUCAUGCCAAAGAACUUAUUGUAGGGGAGAUUUUUGUUAGGGUGUAUAAUGAAGUCCCUACUUUCCAGCUAGAGGUUCCAAAAGCAUUUGCUGCAAGUCUUUUGGAUUAUAUAGGCUCCCAGGCCCAGUACCUCCACACAUUCAUGGCUAUCACACAUGCUGCAAAAGUGGAGUCAGAGCAACAUGGAGACCGCUUGCCAAGAGUGGAAAUGGCUUUGGAGGCUCUGAGAAAUGUCAUAAAAUAUAAUCCAGGCUCUGAAACUGAAUGCAUUGGGCACUUUAAGUUAAUAUUUUCUCUUCUCCGAGUCCAUGGAGCAGGUCAAGUGCAGCAAUUGGCUUUAGAGGUUGUGAAUAUAGUGACAUCUAACCAAGAUUGUGUCAACAAUAUUGCUGAAUCAAUGGUUUUGUCCAAUUUAUUGGCUCUUCUGCAUUCAUUACCAUCAAGUCGCCAGCUUGUUUUGGAAACUCUUUAUGCUUUGACAUCAAGCACAAAAAUAAUCAAAGAAGCAAUGGCAAAAGGAGCUUUGAUUUACUUACUAGAUAUGUUCUGCAACUCAACACAUCCACAGGUUCGAGCCCAAACAGCAGAACUUUUUGCUAAAAUGACAGCAGACAAACUAAUAGGUCCAAAGGUCCGCAUUACAUUAAUGAAAUUUCUGCCAAGCGUUUUUAUGGAUGCCAUGAGAGACAACCCUGAAGCUGCUGUACAUAUUUUUGAAGGAACGCAUGAAAAUCCUGAGUUGAUUUGGAAUGAUAGCUCCAGAGAUAAAGUAUCUACAACAGUUAGAGAAAUGAUGCUAGAGCACUUUAAAAAUCAGCAAGACAACCCUGAUGUGAAUUGGAAGUUGCCUGAAGAUUUUGCUGUGGUGUUUGGAGAAGCAGAGGGUGAACUUGCUGUUGGAGGAGUUUUCUUGAGAAUCUUCAUUGCACAACCAGCGUGGGUUCUAAGAAAGCCCAGAGAAUUUCUUAUUGCACUAUUAGAAAAAUUAACUGAGCUCCUGGAGAAGAACAAUCCACAUGGAGAAACUCUGGAAACUUUGACAAUGGCCACAGUAUGUCUCUUCAAUGCACAGCCUCAGCUGGCUGACCAGGUCCCACCAUUGGGCCACCUCCCCAAAGUGAUCCAGGCAAUGAAUCAUAGGAACAAUGCGAUUCCUAAGAGUGCCAUCCGUGUUAUCCAUGCCUUGUCUGAAAAUGAGCUGUGUGUUCGAGCCAUGGCAUCUUUAGAUACCAUUGGCCCGCUGAUGAAUGGAAUGAAAAAGCGACCAGAUACUGUUGGUCUAGCCUGUGAAGCAAUUAAUCGAAUGUUUCAGAAGGAGCAGAGUGAAUUAGUGGCACAAGCCCUGAAAGUAGAUUUGGUCCCAUACCUCUUAAAAUUACUCGAAGGCAUUGGCCUUGAAAAUCUGGACAGCCCAGCAGCCACUAAGGCUCAGAUUGUUAAAGCUCUCAAGGCCAUGACUCGAAGCCUGCAGCAUGGAGAACAGGUGAAUGAAAUCUUGUCUCGUUCUUCAGUCUGGAGUGCCUUCAAAGAUCAGAAACAUGAUUUGUUUAUUUCUGAGUCACAAACAGCAGGAUACCUCACAGGACCUGGAGUUGCUGGCUACCUUACUGCAGGGACAUCUUCGUCAGUCAUGUCUAACCUGCCGCCUCCCGUAGACCACGAGGCGGGCGACCUUGGCUAUCAGACUUGACACAUUUGUGAGAGACAAUAAAUGCUGAAAGGCCAGUGCCCAGUCCACAUUCCUCCAGCUGAUAUGUUGAAGCAAACUCUUACUGCCUUUCUCCUGGUUUCAUGACAGUGUUAUUCCUUUUUCUAUAAAAAUAUUUUUAUUUAGGAAAAAAGUCAGUGAUUCUAAUUGUAUCACGUUGUAAGAAAGCACUCUGUGGAUCAACCUAAGUGGGUACACAAGAAUUUUUUUUCUUGAUGUAUGUAAGCACAUUCUGUUCCUUUAUAUCUGUUUACAAGACUGUGAAUCAAAAAGACAAGACUUUCUUCCUAGUUUUUAUAAUGUUUUUUUGAAUUAGUGUGACUGUGGGGUUGAACUGCAAUCUACAGAAAUUGGACUAGUUCACUUAUCCCCAGAAAAGGGUCUUUCCCUCUCCUGCAUCGAGUCCACGUGGCUGUCGUCCUCCACCGUCAAACACUAUUAGGUUUUGUCCUUGUGCCUGUUCACUGGUAUCCUCUCCUCAAUCAUUAACUUCUGAGAGCUCACAGUACACGUCGGUAUGUAUAACUGGCUUUACCAAAUUGAAUGAAAAAGGAGCUUGUGCAAAAAAAUUUAAAAAUUUAAAAACGGAUGUCAAGAUAUGUUAUGUAAGAGAUUAGUGUAAUUGUGAAAUGUUCUAUACAUUAUCAAAUAUAUAAAGCUUUCUAUAUUGAAUGUACAUUAUACAGAUCAUUCAUAUGUGUACAUAAAAUUUUAAAAAUAAAGGGAAUUGACUGCUUUGUUAAUGAGA
Messenger RNA from Ailuropoda melanoleuca (giant panda), 7507 nucleotides. It is a transcript of the gene DNAJC13, whose product is annotated as DnaJ heat shock protein family (Hsp40) member C13. NCBI's taxonomy places the organism in Eukaryota, Metazoa, Chordata, Mammalia, Carnivora, Ursidae. The transcript has 54 exons. Bases 361 to 6741 code for a protein of 2126 amino acids. Gene Ontology annotation, cellular component: endosome membrane. The record is from RefSeq and is a predicted model, not a curated record. Gene Ontology annotation, biological process: receptor-mediated endocytosis; endosome organization; regulation of early endosome to late endosome transport.